CGAAAAACGAAAAUCAAUUUUAAUUUCCUCCCAUUAAAUAAAAAAACACAAAAAUGAGUGCAAUACCCUUCGAAAUUAAACUAAAGCGCGAAAAUAAAAUAUACUAUGAAGGAGAAAUGCUUACCGGAGUCGUCCAAUUCAACUGCCCCACAGAGGCCAAGCACGACGGAAUCUACUUGUCCAUGGAGGGAAUCGUCAACCUUCAGCUAAGUACAAAAAAUGUUGGCAUUUUCGAGGCUUUCUACAACUCAGUUAAGCCCAUCCAACUACUCAAUACCAAUUUGGAGCUGAGUGCCCCGGGAAAACUCUCUCAAGGUUUAUCGGAAUUUCAUUUUGAACUGCCAUUGGUAUGCACAAAGGAACCACGAAUCCUGUACGAAACAUAUCACGGUGUAUUCGUGAACAUCAACUACCAACUUAAGUGUGAUGUCAAAAGAAGCUUCCUAGCCAAGAGCCUCCAAAAAACGCAACAAUUCUGCAUCCAAUACAAGCCAAACAUUGUGGACGCCAAAAAGCUACCACCCACUGAAGUGGCAUUCAGCAUAAGUCCAGAAUCGUUGCAGAAAUCUGCCAAAGAAAGGAUAUCAAUUCCAAGAUUCCUGAUCACAGGCAAGUUGGACGAAACUGAGUGUUGUGUGACAAAGCCAAUAACUGGACAUGUGUCUGUCCAGCAUACUGAAGUAGCAAUCAAGUCCAUCGAACUGCAGUUGGUUCGAGUUGAGACUUGUGGAUGUGAUGAAGGUUACUCCCGAGAUGCCACUGAAAUACAAACCAUUCAAAUUGCCGAUGGCAAUGUCUGUCCACAGCUAGAGAUUCCAAUUUACAUGAUUUUGCCAAGAUUGUUUACAUGUCCGACUCUGAUUACGAAGAAUUUCAAAAUUGAGUUUGAAAUCAAUUUGGUGUUUAUUUUCAAGGAUGAUUAUGCUGUGACGGAGAAUUUCCAAAUCGUCCUUAAGCGAGUAGCUCCUCCUGGGGAGUCAAAAUUUAGCCGUGAUGGCUGAUAAGUCGUGCCUGUGUGUAUUGUCUUUGUUUCUUUUCUUUAUUUCAGUUUUUAAAACAAGUAUAAAUGUUGAUCAUAAAUUAAAUGUAUCUAUCUGUAUUAGGUGUUAAGAUUUAUAACCCCAGUGAUGACUUAUAAUAUAAUGUACGUAGAAAAAAAAAUUAGAUAAAUUAGAAAAAUUUAAUUUCUCUUCCAAAUAGAGUAUUUUUUUUAAAGCUUAAAUAUUUGUUUUCAAUCCGUGUAAAGUAAAACCUUAUUGGACACGUCGUAUUUUAUAAAUCAAAAUGUUUUUUUUUUUUUUAAUUUCCCGUGAUAAUAGUCUAAAUAAUCCAAAAAAGUAAUGAGGAAGUUCGAAGUGGAAAGUUGAGCGAGAGAUUCUCAAUGAUCGAUGCAUAACUUCCGAAGAAAUUUCAGAACGUUGUUUAAUAUAAUAAAUGUAAAUGUUUGUUACAAGAAAUUAAACCCAUGAAUUAUUCUAAUAAUUUAAAUAAUA
Eupeodes corollae is the source of this 1493-nucleotide messenger RNA. Its product is annotated as vacuolar protein sorting-associated protein 26C. Bases 54 to 1001 code for a protein of 315 amino acids. Gene Ontology annotation, biological process: intracellular protein transport. Gene Ontology annotation, cellular component: endosome. The record is from RefSeq and is a predicted model, not a curated record. The transcript has 4 exons. Lineage: Eukaryota; Metazoa; Arthropoda; Insecta; Diptera; Syrphidae.